Rhodamnia argentea is the source of this 660-nucleotide messenger RNA. RefSeq names its product probable histone H2A.5. NCBI's taxonomy places the organism in Eukaryota, Viridiplantae, Streptophyta, Magnoliopsida, Myrtales, Myrtaceae. Gene Ontology annotation, molecular function: DNA binding; structural constituent of chromatin; protein heterodimerization activity. Bases 48 to 464 code for a protein of 138 amino acids. The transcript is spliced from 3 exons. The record is from RefSeq and is a predicted model, not a curated record. Gene Ontology annotation, cellular component: nucleosome.
AACAACGUUGCUGUCGUCUUCAGAUUGCACCAUCUUCGGAACCAGGAAUGGAGGCCAGGGGCGCUGGAGGAAGGAGGAGAGAGAGGAAGAAGGCGGUUUCCAAGUCCAUCAAAGCCGGCCUCCAGUUCCCCGUCGGCCGCAUCGCCCGUUUCCUCAAGCAGGGCCGCUACGCCCAGCGCACCGGCACCGGAGCUCCGAUAUACCUCGCCGCUGUCCUCGAGUACUUGGCCGCCGAGGUGCUAGAGCUGGCGGGGAAUGCGGCACGGGACAACAAGAAGACCCGGAUCAACCCGCGUCACGUGCUGUUGGCGGUGAGGAACGACGAGGAGCUGGGGAAGUUGCUGAAAGGAGUGACCAUCGCAAGCGGCGGCGUGCUGCCCAACAUCAACCCCGUCUUGCUGCCCAAGAAAACCUCCUCCGACGCCCCCAAGGCGUCUCAGCCCAAAUCUCCGGCCAAGGCCUGAGACAAAUUCUUCGCCUCGGGGUUCGGGAUGGGGGGGUGUUUUUGUAAAUGGCCUGUUUUUUGGGUGGACAGUUUGGGUAUUAUCGUUUAUGUGCAGAGAGAUUAGGCUUAGUUUUAUGUUAGGUUGUCUUUUGGAUGAUAAUUCCCACUUUAGCGCAUAAGAGGAAGAUGUAAAAUGUCCAUCAUCUGAAUCUAAU